Molecule: messenger RNA, 459 nt
Organism: Cylicostephanus goldi
Lineage: Eukaryota; Metazoa; Nematoda; Chromadorea; Rhabditida; Strongylidae
Source: the annotation of a GenBank genome assembly
UUACAGCUAUUUCAGAAAGAAGCGGAGCCAUCAAAGUCGGCUGGUGCAGGUGCCAAAGGCGAAAAGAGUGCACUACCUAGUGUCACUGCAGUGCCAGCGGAUAGUUCAGAACCGAUCAGUGCUAUUGUUGUCGAGAGCACCACUCCCCUUCCAAAGUCAAGCAAUGUAAAAACAGCUACUACACCUGCGAAAACACCAGAGGACCGAACUCAAAAGCCUUCUGUCGUAGAACCUUCUAGAACUACAGAAGAAAAGAAGAAACUUUCGAAAUUAACUGAACGGACACAGCAAUCGAGUGUGAAAGCGCCAAUCGUUCCAGCUAAACCACAAUCAAAAGAGAAAUCCGAAGGUCGAAAGAAGAAUAUGGGCGGCGCAGUACAGAAGCGUACAUCUGGCGAACGUACGAAAAUCUCCGCCGAGAAUAUGCCUCUUCUUCCUUCGAAAAGUCCACAAAAAUAA